Molecule: messenger RNA, 1407 nt
Organism: Entrophospora candida
Lineage: Eukaryota; Fungi; Glomeromycota; Glomeromycetes; Entrophosporales; Entrophosporaceae
Source: the annotation of a GenBank genome assembly
AUGCCUACAAGACUUAAAAAGAAUAGAAAAAAGCGUGGUCAUGUUUCUGCAGGGCAUGGUCGAAUUGGUAAACAUCGUAAACAUCCGGGUGGUAGAGGUUUAGCAGGUGGUCUACAUCAUCAUCGUACCAACAUGGAUAAAUAUCAUCCUGGUUAUUAUGGCAAAGUCGGUAUGAGACAUUUUCAUAUGACUCGUAAUCAAUACUAUUGUCCAACUGUCAAUUUGGAUAAAUUAUGGACUUUGGUGUCAGAACAAACAAGAAAAAUUUACGCUACUAAAAAGGAUAGUAAGCUUGUACCUGUGAUUGAUACUCUGAGAGCAGGAUACGGUAAAGUUUUAGGUAAAGGUCGUUUACCUGAUCAACCAGUUAUUAUUAAAGCACGUUAUGUUUCUAGACGCGCAGAAGAAAAAAUAAAAAAAGUUGGCGUCGAAAGUUUCCAACUGUUCAAUUCAGAAGAAUCUGAUGAUUGCAAAUAUAACAAUUUCCAAACUCUAACUUCAACUAUACAUUCUACUGCUAUCAGCAGUAAUAUAACAAUGAACACCACAAAUAAAACUGAUUUUCGUAUAAUACGUGAAACAGAAUUACUUUUUGGUGUAUUAACUAACAGCCAAUUUAACAAGAGAAAAUUUAAUCCUUCAGAAUUUUUGCCAGAUAAUCUUGGAGUUAAACAAGACCUAAUUGAAUUAUUGGCCAAAAGGUGCCUUGCUUGUUCCAGCAGAAAUACUGUUAGACAAUUAAUGGCGAACCUUGUGGAUAUGUCUCCUGAUGGGGAAUAUAAAUAUAUUCUUCAUGCUCGCAACCACUUUACUAGAUAUUCAUGGGGAUAUCCCUUGAAAUCUAAAUCUUUAAUUGAGGUUGCAGCAAAUUUAUUUGACUUGUUUACAGCUUUUGGAGCUCAAACGAUAUUACAAUCAGAUAAUGGAAAGGAGUUCAAUUCUCAAGCCAUGUCAUCCAUGGCCCCAGGAGCUUGUAGAGUGUGGAAUAAGGAUUUAAAAAACAAAUUAUUGAAGAUGAUUGAUUGUUUGGUUUUUGGUAUUGAACCAAGAAGUAAUGAUACAGUAUUGGAAUUAUUAUUUGCAGACUGUUACAUUAAUGAAGAGGACAUACCAAGCAAUAUAACAAUUGAAGAUGGAACUAUUUUGAGUACUAGCAGUGGUGUUAGUAAUAAUAAUGAUGGUGGUGAUGAUGAAAUUAUUGCAAGUGCUAGUGAUGGUGUUAGUAACAAUAAUAACAAUGAUGAUGAAAAUAUUGUUGCAAGUACUGAUGUUGUUGUUAACAGUAGCAGUAGUAAUAAUAGUGAAGAUGGGGAGUAUUUGUAUAUUGAAAGUCUUGAUGAAUUAAAUUCAUCACAAAAUGAUGAUUAUGAUUUUGAGGAGUUCAAUUCUAACCUAGCCACCAAAUAA